Oncorhynchus kisutch (coho salmon) is the source of this 3136-nucleotide messenger RNA. It is a transcript of the gene iah1, whose product is annotated as isoamyl acetate hydrolyzing esterase 1 (putative). Lineage: Eukaryota; Metazoa; Chordata; Actinopteri; Salmoniformes; Salmonidae. The coding region runs from base 558 to 1283 and encodes 241 amino acids. The transcript has 6 exons. The record is from RefSeq and is a predicted model, not a curated record. Gene Ontology annotation, molecular function: hydrolase activity, acting on ester bonds.
CGAGUGGUUUGAUGAGCAUGAAAACUAUACAAACCAUAUGCCAUGGCUGUCUCGGUCAUCUGAUCUCAACCCAACUGACCACUUAUGGGAGAUUCUGGAGUGGUGCCUGAGACAGUUUUCCACCGCCAUAAACAAAACACCAAAUUAAGGAAUUUCUAGUGGAAUAAUGGUGUUGACAUCCCUCCAAUAGAAUUCGAGACACUUGUAGAAUCUAUGCCAAGAUGCAUUAAAGUUGGUCUGGCUCGUGGUUACCCAACGCCCUAUUAAGACACUUUAGGUUGGUUCUGUAUCUAUGUUUGGAAUGUUGUUUGAAAACCUGUUGUGAUCUUGUUUUAUGUCAUUGUGAAAAUGUAUGUCAUUCAUCAAAAUAGUGAAAUAAACAACAAAAAGGCGACUCAAAUUAUUUUACUCUGCCAUUAUUAUUUUCACCUUCCACCUCCACACGGUAGAUGGCGCAAUUUAGCAUGCGAACGUCUAUCAUUCAGUCAGCACUGCUUUCAUUUCUAGAUCUGAAAGUAUAACUUUAGCUCUCGGCUCAACAUUUGUACUAGCUAGUAAUGUCCAAAAUCAAGAACAUAAUUUGGCCUCAAGUGAUUUUAUUUGGCGACUCGAUCACACAGUUUUCGUUCCAACCUAAUGGAUGGGGUUCCGAAAUUGCAAAUCAACUAGCCAGAAAAUGUGACGUUGUGAACAGAGGGUUGUCAGGCUACAACUCCAGGUGGGCAAAGAUUGUCUUGCCUCGCCUCAUCUCCAAGGACAGUGCUUCAAGCAACCACAUAGCUGCUGUCACGGUCUUCUUUGGUGCCAACGACUGUGCUUUAGAAGAUAAGAACCCACAGCAGCACAUCCCAUUGCAGGAGUACUCCGAGAACCUGAAGGACAUUGUCAAACACCUGGGGUCUGUGGGUGUGUCUGCAGACAAGGUCAUCUUCAUCACUCCUCCACCUCUGCAUGAGGCAGCCUGGGAGAAGGAGUGUGUCCUGAAAGGCAGUGCUCUGAACCGUCUCAACUCUGUGGCUGGCCAGUAUGCCCAGGCCUGUGUGCAGGCUGCCGGUCAGUGUGGGGCAGACGUGCUGGACCUCUGGACUCUCAUGCAGAAAGAUGGACAGGACUUCACAGGCUACCUAUCAGACGGGCUCCAUCUCUCUGAGAAGGGCAACCAGUUUGUGUCACAGCAUCUGUGGACGCUGUUGAAGAGCAGGGUGGAGGAGUUGCCCUUCAUCCUGCCUUACUGGGGCGACGUAGACCCUAAACAGCCAGAGAGCGGUCUACUGUGUGACUGAUGGCCCUCAGGCUGAGUGAGAGGGGAAGGGUAGAGAUGGGGCCUCAGGUCCACCCUUCCACAGUUAUGUCCACUGGUCGGCUACGGUAAUGGGAUGACACUGAAAGGGGUUGGAAUCAGUCCUCAUUCCAAACGACUGAAAUAUAUAAAACCAUGAUAUGACAUGUUUUAAAUGUUCUUUUUAAACUUCCUGAUGUCCGUGUUGAAACACAUUCUUUAUUUUUUAGAAUGUGUGUGUUCACUGUAAGCAAGAAGCCAGUUUCAAGUGGGCAUACACAUUUUAUUCAUCCAGGUCAUUGAGUACACCCUGCACAUGAAACAGGACAGUCAGAAGACAUAUGGAGUCGAGUUUCCCCUCGCAUCUCAGAGCUAAUACUAUGAUGUAGGCUUAUACUCACGAUAUCUGUGGACAAUAGGCUAUUAUAACAAAGCUGCAGAAUGCCCUUGGCCCACAAGCAAACAUUUCAACAUAUACACAAGUACUCAUCACCUAAUAUACAGGAAAUGGUGAAAAGAUUCUACAAGCUGAUAGGUAUUCAUUCAUCAUUGGCACAAGAAUAUUGCAAAGAAGGGCUUACAGAGCUUAGAAAUAGCAGUUCCCAUUAGUAAGCACAAUUUUCAUCUGGGGUGAUAGUGACAUUCCCCUUGCCUACAGUACAUACAGAAAUAAGGAGCAGUGGUCAAAAUGAAAACAUUUAGGCUCAACUUCAGAAAUAAGGCACUAGUGUUGUGGAUUUAAAAAAAUUAAUUAAAUCAGAAGUUGGUCAACAAAUAAUGUCUGAAUGCAAUGAAUGAACAGUCCCUCAUCUUCCAAUGUGUUGUAUGAAGGGUGAAAUAACUUGACUUUUGCAUUAUUUGGGAUGAAGAACAAAGUUCAUAGGUCACAACAGUGUAAUUAACAAGGCCAUACACAACAAUAAAAAAAGUUUCAGAAUUAUUUCACGACAAAUGAAACAGAACCAACACUUGAAUAGAGUGGAGACAACAGUUAGGUAGGUUUGAUGCAGCGCACUGAUUUCACCUGGUAUUCUGCCCAGAAUAACUACUAGUCUGGACCUCUUGUCAGUCGGUGCCCAUUUCACAAAUAUUCUGUUCCUUUUGGGUUUAAAUGACCAGAGAACAAUAUCUUCCUGGGCAUCCGUUCAACCAGCCCUCUACGUUUUAACACUACCCUUAGACAUCCAUUUAACAGCUGAAUUACCUACGGCAAUAUAACAUGCAUGGUUAACGAGGUGUAUUUUUGGGGGGAGGACUGUGGAAAAACCAGGCAAUAUCAGAAAUAAAAAGCAAAUCAUUUUCUUACUGACAUGAAAGUGAGGUGACUAAACAGACAUUUACAACGGCACAUUUGACUUUUAACCUUAGCAAUGAUUCUAAGACGACACACUAAGCCUAACCAAUAGUUCACAGUCAUGGCAGUGGUAUAUCAACUGGCCCAGCUGUUAAUCCAUCAGCCCAUUCUGCCAGUCAAGUCAUUCGAGAGAACAUGUUCAAAAACUAGACUGUCUGGACUGAGUGGUGCCAAAGAAAGCACUUGUCUUUGACUCUUGAAACGAACAAAGGCACAAAUAAUUCGGUCUCUAGGCUAUUCUAAAACAGCAGUCACUGGCGUCAGAACACUACUAUACUCAUGAUAGGCACCUAUUUUGGUUGUACGCAAGUCUUCCAAAUUGACCUUAUAGAAUCUAGAUGUAGCAGCGCCUUAAGAGUCCUGCUCGAUACUGUGUUGCUGCCAGUGCUGUGUAGCAAGUUUUAGUCUAUGAGUGGGUGUUUGUGUGCAAUGUUUAGUCAUGUACAGGUAUCUGCCAAACUAAAAGAAACACCGACAAGGUCUUGAUAGGAUGUUGGGCCAAC